Molecule: messenger RNA, 2767 nt
Organism: Candoia aspera
Lineage: Eukaryota; Metazoa; Chordata; Lepidosauria; Squamata; Candoiidae
Gene: SLC5A11
Product: solute carrier family 5 member 11
Exons: 15
Coding region: 143-2200 (685 amino acids)
Biological process (GO): transmembrane transport
Cellular component (GO): plasma membrane
Molecular function (GO): D-glucose:sodium symporter activity
Source: RefSeq, a predicted model, not a curated record
GCAAGGGCGCCCGGCAAAUGGCCCGCCGCGUUGCUCGGGACGGAGGCUGCUCUCCCCGAAGCGGCCGGUCCGUGACUCGCUCUCUUUCUCCCGGCAGAUCGGCGCGUCGGGCGGGCGGGGCAGCGGGCCAGGGCGAGCGGCGAUGGAGCCCGGCGGUACCAGCCCACCGUCCGCCCCCCCGGGCAGCUGGGACGCCUUCCCCCCGCGGACCUUGGAGGCCGUCGACAUCGUUGUCCUGGUCUUGUACUUCGUCUUCGUCCUGGCCGUGGGGCUGUGGUCAAUGUGGAAGACAAAACGAAGCACUGUCAAGGGCUACUUCCUAGCUGGGGGCGAGAUGGUCUGGUGGCCGGUGGGGGCUUCCCUGUUUGCCAGUAAUGUUGGCAGUGGGCAUUUCAUCGGCUUGGCUGGCUCUGGUGCGGCAUCUGGAAUUGCUGCCACAGCCUACGAGUGGAAUGGCAUGUUCUGUGUCUUGGUGCUGGCGUGGCUGUUCCUUCCGAUCUACGUUGCAGCCGGGGUUACAACCAUGCCAGAGUAUCUACAGAGACGGUUUGGUGGCAAAAGGAUACAGAUCUUCCUUGCAAUUCUCUACUUGUUUAUCUAUAUAUUCACCAAAAUUUCAGUUGACAUGUAUGCUGGGGCUCUCUUCAUCCAACAGGCCCUGCACUGGGAUCUCUACAUAGCAGUCAUUGGUUUGCUGAUAAUCACUGCAAUCUACACUGUGGCAGGUGGCCUGGCAGCAGUGAUCUACACGGACACCCUGCAGACGGUCAUCAUGUUGGCUGGUGCGCUCAGUCUGAUGGGCUUCAGCUUUGCCAAAGUUGGAGGCCUUGAAGACCUGAAGAACAGAUACUUCAAAGCCAUUGCAAGCAGCCAUAAUGGGAACACCAGCUGUGGCUUGCCAAGAGAGGAUGCGUUCCACAUAUUCCGGGACCCUGUCACGUCCGACUUUCCCUGGCCAGGAGUCCUAGUUGGAAUGACCAUCCCAUCCCUGUGGUACUGGUGCACAGACCAGGUCAUUGUUCAAAGGUCUCUCGCGGCAAAGUCUCUUUCUCAUGCCAAAGGUGGUGCGCUGUUGGCCUCCUAUCUGAAAAUCCUGCCUCUCUUCAUGAUGGUUUUGCCUGGCAUGAUCAGUCGCAUUCUCUUUCCAGAUCUAGUGGCCUGUGCUGAUCCCAAAUCCUGUACAGAGAUCUGUGGCAAUCCAUCUGGAUGUUCUGAUAUCGCGUACCCCAAACUUGUCAUUGAACUUCUGCCACUAGGACUAAGAGGGCUUAUGAUGUCAGUCAUGAUUGCGGCGCUGAUGUCCUCUUUGACUUCAAUCUUCAACAGCGCAAGCACCAUUUUCACGAUGGACCUUUGGCGACAUCUUCGACCUCUGUCUUCAGAAUGGGAGCUCAUGGUUGUUGGCAGGGUCUUUGUCCUGCUCCUUGUGGUCAUUUCAAUUUUGUGGAUUCCGCUCGUGCAAGCGAGCCAGGGGGGGCAGCUCUUCAUCUACAUCCAGACCAUCAGCUCUUACCUGCAGCCCCCCGUGGCUGUGGUGUUCAUCCUGGGAUGUUUUUGGAGGCGAACAAACGAGAAGGGGGCAUUCUGUGGUCUUUUGGUUGGGAUGGCCAUGGGCCUGAUCCGGAUGGCUUUGGACUUUGUCUACAUGCAGCCCAGGUGUGGGGAGCCAGAUGCCCGGCCAGCUGUGGUGAAAUACGUUCACUACCUCUACUUCUCCAUGAUCCUGGGGGUGGUCACUCUGAUCGUGGUGGUGGCUGUCAGCCUCUUGACGGAGCCCCCCCCAGAGGAAAUGGUCAGCCGUCUUACAUGGUUCACCCGCAAGGAUGCCCCAAGAAAGAACCAUGCUGCCAUUGCAUCUAGCUGCCCCUUAUCCAUUCCGGUCAAAGGGAUCCAUGAGGGUGGUCCUUCUCUAGGGCAGCUGGAAAUCACUGAUGACCCCGAAAACUCUUGCAGAAGCAGUCCAGGUCCUUUGGACAAGAAGCAGAAGGAGAAGACGAGGUCUAAAUUAAUGGGCGUGUUUUUGUGGGUCUGUGGGAUGGAGAGCAGAGACGCACAGACGCCUGGGACGACGGCUGAAGCCAAAGUAGGGGCAGCGGCCAGGGCUUCAAUCGACGAAGCUCCCCUGGUGAAACACAUCCUCAACAUCAACUUGCUCCUGUGCAUGAGUGCGGGGGUCUUCCUCUGGGCCUACUUCGCAUAGCCUUGGGCUCUGCCAGCCACGGCAGACACUCUUGAUGCUGCUGUGGCUCCACACUUGGGAAUGGCGUCAAGAUCGAGGAGGAUCAGUGAGAAAAUGAAAUAAUGAAUCUGCACAAUACGUAUUUUUACAGUCCAUAGGAAAAAGGGAAGACUUGUAUGAAGAAUUCUGUCUUGGCUGUUUCAUGGUUGCUGAGUAAAGCCCAACCCCUUUGUUAUAAACAUUGUACAAGCAGCGCAUGUAAAAAACGAGCAGGACUUUGUGCAGUUGCAGCUGCGCUGUAGACUUUUUCGACGCCCAUGGAUGCCCCUGGAGAUGGAAUCAUAGACGGACUACAUCCCGCGGGUUGAUGGAGCUCAGAAGGGGCCAGAUGGUGCCCUUUGGGGGGAAAGGCAAGAUGGAAACCGAACUGAUGAUAAUAAAAGCCAGUGGCAACAAUGGCAUAUUUUAGGCGACUGACCCAUCCUUCUUGGAAUAUGGAAAAAUAUUUGAUACAGUCAUAUCUGGAUGCGAUUAUAUGCAAAGUUCUGCUGCAAGUUUGCUUGGUGGCAGAAUGAUGUUUUAAAAACA